Elaeis guineensis (African oil palm) is the source of this 1204-nucleotide messenger RNA. RefSeq lists its product as uncharacterized. The record is from RefSeq and is a predicted model, not a curated record. Lineage: Eukaryota; Viridiplantae; Streptophyta; Magnoliopsida; Arecales; Arecaceae.
UCCAGCGGAAAAAUUACCCAUCGCCCGCUACCAAAUCCUUUAAAAACCAACCCCUUUCUCCUUUUCAUUUACUGCUACCUCGUGUGCUGAACCUCUUACACCUGCCCUUCUCUUCACGUUGCUUCCAUUCUCCACUCCGUUCAUCUCCGAGAGCACUCCAAGAAAACCCUUCUCUACCCGGAAAGAAGCCAUGAGGAAGGAAGAGCUUGAUCUCGUCUUGGUCCCCGUGGGCCUCACCGUUAUGGUGUCCUACCAUCUAUGGCUCCUGUACCGCGUCAUCAAACACCCCACCACCACCGUCAUAGGAAUCAACGCCAUCAACCGCCGCAUCUGGGUCCAUACCAUGAUGGAGGAUCCUCUCAAAAACGGAGUUCUUGCGGUGCAAACGCUGAGAAACAACAUCAUGGCGUCCACACUCCUGGCGUCGAUGGCGAUCACGCUGUGUUCGUUAAUGGCAGUGCUGAUGACGAACAGCAACGGCGGCUACCGCGGCCUCCGGGGGAAGGAUUUCGUGCUGGGCGACACAAGCGAUCUCGUGCUCUCAAUCAAAUUCUUCUCCAUUCUGAUCUGCUUCCUGCUGGCUUUCCUUCUCAACGUGCAGUCGAUCCGAUACUACAGCCAUGCCGGCCUUCUCAUCAACGUGCCGGCGAGGAGCCAGCGGGCGGCGCCGCCCCUCGCGGCGGAGUACGUCGCCGGGGCUCUGAACCGGGGGAGCUAUUUCUGGUCUCUUGGCCUCAGAGCCUUCUACUUCUCCUUCCCCAUGUUUCUCUGGAUCUUUGGGCCUGUGCCGAUGCUGGUUAGCUGCUUGGGCUUGGUCUUAAUGCUAUAUUUUCUCGACGUGUACUCGGGGUGGGGGGAGAAUGGGGAGGAGGAGAAGGGGGAGGAGGAGGACUUGGGGGUGCAUGAACGGUGCUGAGGACAAGUGGCAGGGGGACGUAGAGAUCCGGAUUCAACGCUUGUUGAAUCUUUCUAAUAGCAAGUGGCAUGCAGUGCGUAAUCUUUCUAAGCUCGUUGUCACAUAAAGGGUGUUUGGUGCGACCAAGAAUUGCAAAUAUUAGAGUACUUCUAUGCGUGGACUUUGUUAAGCCAUCAUUUUAAGUUGUUAAGCCAUCAUUUUGAUAAGCAUUUAAAAGGUUUCUGAUAUGCCAUGAUGCUUUCAUCUUUAAUCUCUUAAUGUGUAUUUAAAAGUUCUUGCUUUGUGGCU